CGUUCACAGCGCACGCCCACUGAGCAUUACGUAUGCGAGGCAACUGACCAACCGGGGGUUGCGCGGCAUCCAUCUAAGACCAAAUGCUACCAGUGGGCGGGAUUGAAACGCGCCAAUGCAGCGAGACGAGUGGUGCGAGUCCUCGUGCUCCAGCCCUGGCACCAUGGAUGAGGAGACAUGCGGCGAUGGGGACAAGGGAAGCGGCAUCGGUCACACGCCUUUUUCCGUCGACGAUAUCCUAGAUCCCGAUAAGUUUACUGGCUCCUCCCGGUACAGAAGCACGUGUUGGCCCACCAGGUCACCUGACUCUUUCGGCAGAAGCAGCAAGGAUGGAGUUAAAGUAAACAUCAAUGGUGCUGACUCUACAACAGAAGACCUCAUUGAAGGCAACUCGGUGUGUUCCAGAGAAGAACACCGAAACACUGGCAGCACUUUGUCUGAUAUCACUGCCUGCGGUGAUGAUAAACUUAGUGGCAAAUCUUCCACAGGGAGCAACAAGAAGAAAAAAUCUGGAGCAGAAAGCAGCAAAGCUGGCAAACCUCGUCGGGCACGAACUGCUUUCACUUAUGAACAGUUAGUAGCUUUGGAAAACAAAUUCAAGACAACCCGAUAUCUCUCAGUGUGCGAACGUCUUAAUUUGGCACUAUCCUUAAGAUUGACAGAGACUCAAGUCAAAAUAUGGUUUCAAAAUCGAAGAACUAAAUGGAAAAAACAAAACCCUGGAAUGGAUGCGAACAGUCCGACUAUACCCCCAUCACAGAGUUCGACACUAACUAGCACUUACGGUUCUACUUCAGGUUAUCCUACUACUGCUAGUAUAUUGUAUGGAAGUCAACUUCCUUACCUCCCAGCUGCACUACCUUAUCAAGUACUUCAGCCUUCUCACCCAUAUUUUCAUUCUUUAAGUCACUCAUGACGAUAAAAUAUAACGAAUCAUUAUCUAGUGAAUCGUUGUCAUAUAAUUGGUUUCAAGUACAACAGAAAGGCAGCACAUUCAAAUUUAUGAGCGCUAUCAUCGGCUGUUGAAAAGUUGAAGAUCUAAAUCACAUUAAGCAUUACUUUCUAUUUUGCUUCAUUGUGAACAAUUAACGUUCUGAUGGUUUGUAACCGCACGUAUACCAGCUGAACUAUCAAAUUUAUUUAUCACUUUCUUAGCAUGGAUUAUUUUGUCAGCUAGAAUUUCAAGUUUUAAAAUAUUUGAAUACACACACAUUGUUGAUACACAUUUUUAGUCAACAGUGUAUUGUAUGAUUUCAUUAAGCAUAUUUUGCAAAAUAACUCAUACGAAAAAUAAUAUAUUUUAGUAAAUUAAGGCGAAUAUUGAAAUAAUUGUAUUGUAAUCUAAAAAAAUUCAUAAAAUAUGCUUCAGUAUCCGGACA
This is a messenger RNA of Argiope bruennichi, 1379 nucleotides long. RefSeq names its product homeobox protein slou-like. Gene Ontology annotation, molecular function: DNA-binding transcription factor activity, RNA polymerase II-specific; RNA polymerase II cis-regulatory region sequence-specific DNA binding. The coding region runs from base 116 to 916 and encodes 266 amino acids. The transcript is spliced from 2 exons. Gene Ontology annotation, cellular component: nucleus. The record is from RefSeq and is a predicted model, not a curated record. Gene Ontology annotation, biological process: cell differentiation; regulation of transcription by RNA polymerase II. NCBI's taxonomy places the organism in Eukaryota, Metazoa, Arthropoda, Arachnida, Araneae, Araneidae.